This is a messenger RNA of Cucurbita moschata (crookneck pumpkin), 779 nucleotides long. RefSeq lists its product as uncharacterized. Gene Ontology annotation, biological process: intracellular protein transport; endoplasmic reticulum to Golgi vesicle-mediated transport. The transcript is spliced from 4 exons. Gene Ontology annotation, cellular component: endoplasmic reticulum; endoplasmic reticulum membrane. NCBI's taxonomy places the organism in Eukaryota, Viridiplantae, Streptophyta, Magnoliopsida, Cucurbitales, Cucurbitaceae. The coding region runs from base 111 to 500 and encodes 129 amino acids. The record is from RefSeq and is a predicted model, not a curated record.
AAGAAAAAGAAAAAGAAAAUUGUUUCUUGGAUCGAAGGAGAAGAGAGAGGGAAGAGAAGAAGCAAAGGAACUCGGUGGGUCUGUAUUCUGUCGUUUGUUUUUCGUUGAAAAUGGCGUUGCAGUGGAUGCUAUUGGCUUAUACGGUGGCAGUGGAGGCUGCCAUCGCCAUUCUGCUCACGAUUCCUUCACCGAAGCUGCUCAAGCAACGCUUCGUCUCUUUGAUUUCACUCAUUCUACAGCCUGCACUCUUCGUUGUGCCCUUCGCCGGCUUUCAGAUUCUAGAUAUCUACUGGAAGAAUGAGCACCGAUUGAUGUGUACAUCUGAGAUCUGUACAGCUGCCGAGAGAGAUCGAUAUGAGAAAUCUAUCUUUAAAGCUCAGAGGAAUGUGAUUCUGUGUGUUUGUGCAUGCCUUCUCUACUGGUGUAUCUACCGCAUUUGCAAAUACAACAAAGACAUUGAAAGUUUGGAGGAGGUAGAAAAGAGAUACAAAGACCAGUAGGUUUGAGGACAUGUGUAAUCAAUCUCCCGUUACAUGUGGGAAUGGCUUUCUCCUCACGGCUGUAUGAUUGAUACUUGAAUCUUUGUUUGUACUUGGAGUAUGAGAAGUAUAAUGUUAUUAGAACACCAUAACUUUGUCGUUUUAGCAGCGUUGGUCAAAUAUUCAGCUCUAUGGGUAUGGGACUAAUCCAUAGUUUUGUCAAUUUGGAAGUGGGAUGAAAUUUAAUUUGGUUGACACGUGCAAUCAAAUUAAUGAAAUGAAUCAUGGAUUUUCUUGACC